Messenger RNA from Coprinopsis cinerea okayama7#130, 1686 nucleotides. Its product is annotated as pcc1. Gene Ontology annotation, biological process: cell differentiation; regulation of transcription by RNA polymerase II; anatomical structure morphogenesis. Lineage: Eukaryota; Fungi; Basidiomycota; Agaricomycetes; Agaricales; Psathyrellaceae. Gene Ontology annotation, molecular function: DNA-binding transcription factor activity, RNA polymerase II-specific; RNA polymerase II cis-regulatory region sequence-specific DNA binding. The coding region runs from base 1 to 1686 and encodes 561 amino acids. The transcript is spliced from 2 exons. The record is from RefSeq and is a predicted model, not a curated record.
AUGGCAGGGCCUGUACGCACACCAGCCAUGGCUGAGACGCGCGCGACAAUCGCACAGACCUCGACAGUGACCCCACCAAGACCGCCCAACGCCUGGAUCCUCUAUCGCGGCGACAAGCUCAGAGAACUCUUCGAACCAGUCCCAGGCCAGCCUCGCAUGUCCCAAGCAGAUGUUUCACGAAUUAUCGGCCAGAUGUGGAGGACUGAAUCCGAUGCAACGCGAAUGGAGUACGAACGACGCGCAGACGAAGCCAAGGCAGAACAUGCAAUUAAAUACCCAAACUACCGCUUCAAUCCCAAGAAAAAGGAGGAAAAAGAGUUUCUUCGGGCCCAGAGAAAAGAGGCAAAGGAGAGAGAAAAGGCGCAGGCAAAGCAGUUAAAGCGACAACAGGCACGCGCUCAGAGUCAACAGCAAGUCGCCCAACCUGUUCAGCCAUCAGUCUCGACGACGCCCAUGGCUUAUCCACCUGCUCCCGUCUUGUUGCCUCAUCCGAGCAUGGUUUUCUACCCUCCGAUGAUGGGAGGCACUGUCUACUAUCCCAUGGAACUCUUUGGCACGGCCGGUCCGUCCCCUCCAGUUUCUCUCGCAUCGUCUCCUGCCGCCUCAAGCACACCAGAGUCCACGUCCGCCUCGGAAGAUACAACAGAACCACAACCUCAGCAGCCUAGCCCUCAGCCUCCAAUUUCGGCACUCCCUUAUCCUUUCCCAACGGCCCCGCGAACCAACUCUGCAAACCCUUACCUCGCCCUUCUUGGCCCCGCGGCGACCCGUGGCCAGUAUAUGGCCCCUUCGAUACCCCCGCCGCCUGCCACCACUCCCGCCUCCGCCCCUACUCCGCUGCCGCAAGACGCGGAGCCAAGCCAGCCAUCCCUUCAGCUCGAUGUACCUCAGCAAAAUUUCUUGGCCAACUCAAACUCGGAUUUCACGAAUACCCCCCUGAUGCCCACCCUCUCCAUGCCCGACAAUGCCGCUCCUACUCAGGACAUUGAGAACUUUGCGCAGCCCAGUGGCCCCAGUUUGACCGAGUUGUUGCAACAGCCACUCCAUCAAGAAACUUUGCAAUUCGACGUCAAUGCCGACUUUUUUGCAAUGGCUGCAUCAAUGCACGAGCUACAAGAUCCCAACGCGUUUGACGCCAGCAACUUUGACCCAGCUGCUCUAUCGGGCGAAGUAUUCAGUUUGAACAACUUUACUCCCGAUAUGCUGAACGCUGAUCCCUCUGGCGAGCUUGUGGUCAAUUUUGGCAGUUACGGGCAACCCGAACCUCAAUCCCAGCCCUUCGACCUCGACGAGUUCCUGAAUGCCUGCGUUGUCGAAUCCUUGUCCCAAGACCCACCUGCAUAUGGCGAUCCUAACAUGAACAAUAUGGGCCAGUAUCUUGGAGGGUCCCAGGAGGUCCCGGGGGUGGAAGAGUCCCAACCGAAAUCUCGCAUGCCGGCAAUGUCUCAAUCCGAUUCUCCCUCCACGAGUUCUCUUCCAUCCGUUCCACCGACACCCUCGCCUCUCCAACCAGCACUUUCUGUCGACUUGAGCAACACUCAACAACCGGCACAGAAGACCCCGUACGUUCCGCCGUCUGGUGCGGCUCUGGCAUCGACUCGACGCGUCGGAGGCAGCUGGAAACCGCCUCCCAUUUGCAAUGAUGAAUCCUUGGACCACUACCGGUCCUCUACCGUCCCAGUUUAG